AUGUCAUUGCUAGCUGGUGUUGUGCCACUCACUUUAUUGCUGAUGCAGUGCAUCGCGAGGCAGGAGGCAUUUCCCAUGGAGUCAUUAGUUAAACUACACGAUUUGGUAACAAUUAGGAUAAAGACAACUCUCGAACAGGAGCAAAAUAUUCAUCCAAAUGAAGAAUUUAUGAGGCAUUACAAACUUCUGGCUGAUGCAGCCGAGUUGCCAUUCGAACUACUUGAUGAGAAAAUCGUCGUGUAUAAUGCAUAUAAGGCCUACACUGAAGCUCAGUUGGGAGGAACUGAUCAGUCCUUGGAAGUAAACGAUGAGACUGAGAACAGGCUCACUUCCCGUCAGAGCUUUAGUACAUUUGAGAAGCGAAUUCUAAAACUUUUAAAGAAAUUGGGCAUCUACGAUCCGUUUUCUGAACGGGUCUUUAAGGCCAUUUUCAGCGAUGAGAAACAAUUGAAGAAACUUAAAAAGAAACUCGACGAAUUGGGCAAAAAAGAAAAGGAGGAAAAGGAAUCGGAAGACAAGGAAAUUUUGUGGGAUUUUAUCUAUGGAUUGUUUUGGUGA
Molecule: messenger RNA, 558 nt
Organism: Drosophila willistoni
Lineage: Eukaryota; Metazoa; Arthropoda; Insecta; Diptera; Drosophilidae
Exons: 1
Coding region: 1-558 (185 amino acids)
Source: RefSeq, a predicted model, not a curated record